UAACAAAAAGUUGAACGCAGCACCCGGAUUUAAAAUUCAAAUAACCAAAAGAAAUUGUCAAUUAGUUGAAAAAUAUCUAUUGUUAAAGCUCACUGCUUAAGAAACUGAAAAACUCGCGAAUAGUGAAUAAAGUUAAAAGAAACCUGCAACUUAAGCCAGUUUUUUUUCCAAUGUAAAAGCCAACGUCAGCAUAUUUUGAGUGCCAAAAGCUAAAAAGUGUUCAUUUUAGUGCUGUAAUGGAGCUUACAACAAAAACCACACAAAAGUCUUUGAUUUCAAAAAUGAAAAUUGUAUAUGAAAAUGCAUAUGAUGUGGUGCCAUGGCAGAACAAAGAAAACCACAGAAAAUGGUGCUCCACUGGCCAAGGCAGCGACUGCGCUGCAGCAGCAAAGACUUGGAUACGUGCGUGCUGAGUAUGUUAACAUGAAGCAAGCGCACUGUCUGCAGUCGCAGCGCAGCCAGCGCCAACAUUUCUCUACAUGCAACUGCAUUUUGUACGUAUACAAAGAAAACGAGUCUUUGUUCUGCUGUACGAGACUUAAAUCGAUGAACAGCAACAACUACAUCCACAUAAUGGAGAAGGAUAAGGCAUUAGUCACUUUUCCAAGCCUGUUUUCCCAUGCGAGAGCUACGGAAUGGAGUUAUUCGUUUACAAAUCGAUGCUAAAAAUGGUGAUACCUAUGGACGGUUGACGAUACGUGAGCUAGCAGGGGCUGGCAGGACUUGGUAUUUAUGACUACUAUUCUACUUGCAACAAAGCAUCCAUCGCUAUCGACCCACCACUUAAUAUAUAUACUAAGUAUAACGCAGGCAGCGUAAAAGCGUAUCAUGCUAAAUAUCACAUUAUCUACCUACCAUACUAUAUCUGUAUAUCAAUUUGUAUCCAUCCAUAUGUUUAUAGAGCGUAAGUGUAUUUGCAGAUCCAUCAUCACAAAACCAAACCAAACUACAACAAAUCAACGCAACGCUAAUCAAUACUCUCUCUAUAUAUGCCAUAUAACUAUAUCAACAAACCAACAUAUAUCCUUUAUUUAUCCCACCAACUCUACAUAUGAUCUUCAACUUAUGAAUAAUUCGAUUUGCAGCUCCCAAGUACCAAACAGCCUAUGCCUGCGAGGGCAAGAAACUGACCAUUGAGUGCGAGCAGGGAGAGCUUAUCAACCUGAUACGGGCCAACUAUGGACGCUUCUCGAUUACCAUAUGCAACGACCAUGGCAACGUGGAGUGGAGUGUCAACUGCAUGUUCCCCAAGUCCCUCACAGUUCUCAAUUCAAGAUGCGCCCACAAGAACAGCUGCAGUGUGUUGGCAGCGACCAGUAUGUUCGGGGACCCCUGUAUGGGCACUCACAAGUAUCUCGAGGCACAUUAUCAGUGCGUUUCGGCGGCACAGACUUCGACGACGACCAACAGGCCUAGUCCACCGCCAUGGGUGCUGAACAAUGGGCCGCCAAUCUUUGGCAAUGGCAGCGGUCUAAUACACCCAUCGAAUAUCGGUGGUGCUUCGGCUGCUCCGCCCCGUCUGCCGACGUUACCUGGCGUGGUGGGAAUCAAUGCCAAUGGUGGCAUAUUCAAUGUACAACCGCCUGUCACGCAUGCAACGCCCCAGGGCAGCACUGCUGCACUGCCGGGCGGACGUCUCAAGGGGGUGGCAUCCUCCAGCACGACCACUAAGCUUCCAGGUGGUCGUCGCGAUGGUCUACCGCCUCCCCCACAGCUGCAUCACCAUCACAACCAUCACACAGACGAGAGCACGCCCACCAAGUCCAGCGGCAAGCUUCCGGCUGCCAGCAAUGCUACAGCACCCUCGAAUACCCGCAUCCUAACUGGAAUGGGCGGAGGUGGAACUGAUGACGGAACGCUGCUAACUACAAAGAGUUCGCCCAAUCGGAAUCCGGGAACGGCGGCCAGUGGGCCAUCGGUUUUGAGCAACGGAAGCGCUGUGCGAACCAUAAAUAACAUCAAUCUAAAUGCCGCUGGCAUGGCUGGAUCUGAUGACGAGUCCAAGCUGUUCUGCGGUCCCACCCAUGCCAGGAAUCUCUUUUGGAACAUGACCCGUGUGGGCGAUGUGAAUGUCCAGCCGUGCCCGGGUGGCGCAGCAGGCAUUGCCAAGUGGCGCUGUGUGCUGAUGAAGCGUAUUCCCGACUCAAGCUUCGAUGAGGAAGAUGACGAAAUGGCUGGCUCCAGCACCACGACCCCCAUGCCCACCAGUGGCGACUGCAUGUACAAUAACAGCAACUGUGAGCCGCCAGUGACCAUGGCCCACAAGGUCAAUCAGCGUCUGCGCAACUUUGAGCCUACCUGGCAUCCACUCACACCAGAUCUGACACAGUGUCGCAGCCUCUGGCUGAACAAUCUGGAGAUGCGACUAAACCAAAGAGACUCCUCGCUGAUUUCCAUUGCCAAUGACAUGUCCGAGGUAACGAGCAGUAAAACUCUGUAUGGCGGGGAUAUGCUGGUCACCACCAAAAUUAUCCAAACCGUGUCCGAGAAAAUGCUCCACGACAAGGAGACUUUCCCCGACCAGCGGCAGCGGGAAGCUAUGAUCAUGGAACUGCUACAUUGUGUGGUCAAAACUGGCUCCAACUUGCUGGAUGAGUCGCAGCUGUCUUCCUGGCUGGAUCUCAAUCCUGAGGAUCAGAUGCGUGUGGCCACAUCCCUGCUGACAGGCUUGGAGUACAAUGCCUUCCUGCUGGCCGAUACGAUUAUCAGGGAGCGCAGCGUGGUGCAGAAAGUCAAGAAUAUAUUGCUCUCGGUGCGUGUCUUGGAAACGAAAACCAUUCAAUCCAGCGUGGUGUUCCCGGACUCGGAUCAGUGGCCUCUCAGCUCCGACCGUAUUGAAUUGCCCCGAGCUGCGCUUAUUGAGAAUAGCGAAGGCGGCCUCGUGCGCAUUGUAUUUGCCGCCUUUGAUCGCCUUGAGUCCAUAUUGAAGCCCAGCUAUGAUCACUUUGACCUCAAGAGCUCCCGCAGCUACGUGCGCAACACAGCAAUCUUGGCCAACGACAGCGAUGCUGGCGAGGGAGAUCUUCAGCAGCGCUUGCGCAUACUGAACAGUAAGGUGAUCUCAGCCAGCUUGGGCAAGGGACGGCAUAUCCAGCUCUCCCAACCCAUUACAUUGACAUUAAAGCAUUUGAAAACGGAGAAUGUGACCAAUCCCACCUGUGUGUUCUGGAACUAUAUUGAUCAUGCCUGGUCUGCCAAUGGCUGCAGCUUGGAGUCCACCAAUCGCACACACAGCGUCUGCAGCUGCAAUCAUCUGACCAACUUCGCCAUACUCAUGGAUGUGGUGGAUGAGCAUCAGCACUCGCUGUUCACAAUGUUUGAUGGGAAUAUGCGCAUCUUUAUCUACAUCAGCAUCGCCAUCUGUGUGGUCUUUAUAGUUAUUGCACUGCUCACAUUGAAGCUGUUCAAUGGGGUCUUUGUCAAGUCCGCACGCACCUCGAUAUAUAUCAACAUUUAUAUUUGCCUGCUGGCCAUUGAGCUGCUCUUUCUACUGGGCAUUGAACAGACCGAAACAAGCAUAUUCUUCUGUGGUUUUAUAACCGUUUUCCUCCACUGUGCCAUACUCUCUGGCACCGCCUGGUUCUGCUACGAAGCCUUCCACUCGUACUCCACUCUCACCUCGGAUGAGCUGCUCCUGGAGGUGGAUCAGACACCGAAAGUGAACUGCUAUUACCUGCUCUCCUAUGGCAUGGCAUUGAGCGUGGUGGCCAUAUCGCUGAUCAUCGAUCCCAGCACCUACACCCAAAACGAUUAUUGCGUUCUCAUGGAGGCCAAUGUAGUGUUCUAUGCUACUUUUGUUUCUCCAGUGCUUAUCUUCUUUAUGGCUGCCAUUGGUUACACAUUCCUCUCCUGGAUUAUCAUGUGCCGCAAGAGUCGCACUGGAUUGAAGACCAAAGAGCACACACGCCUGGCCACUGUUCGCUUCGACAUACGUUGCUCGUUUGUGUUCUUCCUGCUGCUCAGCGCCGUUUGGUUGUCAGCCUAUCUGUAUUUGCGCGGUGCUAAAAUGGAUGAGGACGUGACCGACGUCUAUGGAUAUAGCUUUAUUUGCUUCAACACCCUCCUGGGACUCUACAUCUUUGUGUUCCACUGCAUUCAGAACGAGAAAAUACGCCGAGAGUAUCGCAAAUAUGUGCGACAGCACGCAUGGCUGCCCAAGUGCCUGCGUUGCUCCAAGACCUCCAUUUCGUCGGGCAUAGGGGCCGGAGCUGGACUUGGUGGCACCAACGCUGGCACAUUAUGCAGCGUCUCGAAUGCAAAGAAAUCCAAGCUACCGUUGGGGGUCAGGGAUGAGGCGCACGAUGAGCAGCAGCAGCAACAUUUACCUGCUACCGAAGACGCCAUCAUGGGCGCAAGUUCUGAUUGUGAGCUCAAUGAAGCCCAGCAGAGACGCACCUUAAAGAGCGGACUGAUAACGGGCACCCUGCAACCAGCGCAGCCUCCUCUUGGUGGUCAUGUAGUGCUAGAGAGAGGGAAUACUUUGCGCUCCACUGGGCAUGCGUCGCCAACCAGCUCGGCGGGAUCUACGCACAUGAUCUUCGCCCACAAACAGCAGCAGCCGCAGCAACAACCGCCUUUGGGUGAGGCCUACUACAAUCAGCCGGACUACUACAGCUGGAAGCAGAAGGCCCAACGGGAGUUUUACAAUAACGCUGGGGCACCCACAUCCUCACCGCAGCAGGCCCAUGAGGUGUUCUACUGGACGCAGAAGCCAAACAGCCAGCACGGCAAGAAGAAGAGGGGUGGCGGAGGAGCUAUUCCGGCAUCUCCGAGUGGUUCACUGCACAGCCGGGCCACAGCCGCCUCCCAAGUGCUGUUCUAUCCAUCGUACAAGAAGACAAAGCCGGGACAACAGGCCUAUCCGCACUAUGCCGAGGCCCUGGACCCACCACUGCCACCCAACACUGCUGCCUUUUAUCAACAGCAGCAGCAGCAGCAGUUGCGUCAACAACGGCAGCAACAGCAGCAGCAGCAAGUCUCCUCCGAUGAGGAGCAGGCAGAACAGCAUGCCCAUCUGUUGCACUUGCAGCACCAGCAACAGCAGCAGCAGCAACGACGAGCAAAUGGCCAGCAACAGCUGCCAGCUCCGCCGCCGCACAUGGCGCAGUACCAGCAGGAGUUCAUGCAGCGUCAAUAUAGAAAUAAGCAUUCCAACUGUGAUCUGGGCGAUGCCUACUAUAAUCAAGGCAGUGUCGGCGGAGUGGAUGGCGGGCCUGUGUACGAGGAGAUACUCAGUAAUCGCAACUCGGAUGCGCAACACUACGAAGUGGGCGACUUUGAUGUGGAUGAGGUCUAUAACAACAGCGUGGGCACCGGCGUAUUUAACAACAUGCGUGCGGCAGUGGCUACUGGCGGGAGUCGCUAUGGUGGCAGUCUAAGUGGAGGCAGUGUCUCAUCACGAAACCAACAGCAGCCGCUGUCGCAGCCAAUUCCUGCGAGACGUUGCACUGCCGACGAGGACGAUGACGAGGAGGAGGAUGAUGAAGAGACAACUGCCGCAGAGCAACUGCACGAUGGCGCCUGUGAUGAGGAGGAGGAGGAAGAUGACGAGAGCGAUAUGGAGGAUGAUUCGCACGGUUUGCCACCCCAAAGCGCUGAGCGAAUGCGUCGAUUAAUGGCACUGCAGGAUGCGGACUUUAAGCGGCGGUUUCAGCGUCAGCUGCGCAAGCAUGGAGCGCCCGUUGAUUAUGGAACGCAACCACCCGGAGCAGCGCAAGCAGCAAUAGGAGGAUCGCACCCAGAACACAAUGGUGCGGUUUUUGGGGUUAGCGGCGGCGUUGGUGAGGGCUCCAUGCGGGGCGCGCUUAGGCAGCAACAGCAACAGCAUGCCAAGUCACCGAGCGCCCGUUUGGCGGUAAAUGAGCUAUUUGGUCAUGGCAACGCCGGACCACCACUGCCACCGGCCAAUCAGACGCCCGCACAGAAGCGUCAACAGCUUCAGAAACUAUCACCGCAGUCCACAACAUCAUCGUCGUCGCAUACAUCACACAGUAAUCCCCACACAGUAAACCCCCAUCCGCAUCCCCCACAACACCAACAGCGUCAUCUGUCGGCCAUGCUGGAUGAGAACAACACGGUGCGCUGCUACCUUGAGCCGUUGGCAAAGUAGAGCAAGCAGCCCACCGCAUGGGAUACCCCGAAACAGUCUUAGGCAAAAAUUGUAGCUUAGGGUCUCUAACUAUACCUAGUAUUAGUCGUUAGUCGAAAAUAUGGAGCAUUGUGUGAAACAACAUGCUGUCAUGCUAUCUAUACGUGCAGUGAUUCUAGAAUCCCAAAACUUUAUGAAUGUAUAUGUAAUAACUCAAAUCUAGACGAUAGGCAAAACACAGAAGACAGAAAAGAAACACGGAAGAAGCAUAGAAGACCCAACAUGGAGCAAAUGCAAGCUUAACCUAAAUAGAAGGGACUUGAUUUGAUUUAAUGUUUGUCUGUCCUCGACUUGCAUGCAUUUUAUACCAACUUGGAAAACGAUCUAUAAUGAUAUAUUAUAAAUAAAUGUAUGUACUAUAUGUAUACUGUAUUGUAAUACAUGCCACCACAUGCCAUUUUAAGUAGAUUGUCGAUAACAUUAAAACAAACCCCAAAUAUAUAUAUUUGAAUGUGUAUGUAUAAGAUCUGAGAACUGUAUAUGUACAUUAUAUAUAUUAUAUUGAAUGCUGGCGGAUUAUGUUUUAUGUAUUUUGUAAGGAAUCAAUUAGUUGUUUAUUUGAUUUGUCGCUGAUUACGAUCUUAAGAUAUAAAUAGAUAUAGAGACACGCAGGCUUAAGAUUUGUUUCACGUUUCAUUAACCAAAAAAAAAGAAAGCAGAAAACAUAUAUGAAGUACUUUCGUUUUUAUAAUUGUAUUUUUGUACUAUCCAACUGCCGCUUUGCACCUCUGAACCAAAUAUUCCUUCCAAUUAUGAAACAAAUUUUGUGGAAAUUCGAUUGGAAAGUCGAGCGGAAUUCCAACUACCAUUUUGUUGUUGCUUUUAUAUUUCUUUUAUGUUGUAAGUGAACGAACCAGAGCGAAGCAUUUCAAGUGUACAUUUUCAUCAAUAUAGAUGCUUUAAGCACACAUAUGAGGGCAUUUAUUAUGUAUAUUUUGAAGAGAACUCUUUGAUUGCUUUAUUAUUUAUAUAUAUUACUAAUAUAUACUGGAAGAUAAAUAAAUCGAUUGCUAUGUAACUGACUUUGAUAUUGAAUGGCAGGAGGCAUACAGCUUGAAAACGAGAGAGAGACAUCAUACAAAACAAAAUACCUAUCUAGCAAAGAAAGAUUUCAACCAAACCUCACUUGUUAACUAGGAACUAACUGUAAAGCUCUUUGAACACUAGCAAACUCACACAGACACUCUUAACGGUACUAUCAAGAGAAACCUUCGCUCCCUAGAGAAUUUCACGCAUGUGUACAAAAAACAAAAACAAAUAAAAUAAAGUGCAAAACCAAAAGAUAUAAAAUAUAGUAAAUAUUAUAUGUUGUAUCAACCAUGCUAAAGAGUGUCCCGAUUCCCAGUAAGAGCAACUUGCAUGCAAAACUCGCAGCACAAAGAACAAAACAACUGUCUAUACCACAGAAAGAAA
Molecule: messenger RNA, 7561 nt
Organism: Drosophila guanche
Lineage: Eukaryota; Metazoa; Arthropoda; Insecta; Diptera; Drosophilidae
Gene: Cirl
Product: latrophilin Cirl
Exons: 12
Coding region: 1241-6109 (1622 amino acids)
Biological process (GO): adenylate cyclase-activating G protein-coupled receptor signaling pathway; cell surface receptor signaling pathway
Cellular component (GO): membrane
Molecular function (GO): carbohydrate binding; G protein-coupled receptor activity
Source: RefSeq, a predicted model, not a curated record